AACUCCAGCUAAUCGUUACCGGCCAUUGACACCUGCAAGAAUAAUAUCGAUGUGCAGGGGCUCUUGCAGUGAAGCUCAUUUCCGAGAGGGUGCGCUUUUGAUUCUCUGACUGAAUUCCAAUGAUUUGGUUAUGUUGUUAAGUGUUAUUUAUUUUUUCUUUAUCGUCGAGAAUAAAUAUUCGUGACUAAAAUGUUCCGGACAGUUGUGAGACUAUCAAACUUUUCAUCCUUAGUGAAAUCACUCUGUGUUGAAUCAGUACAUGAAGUGUCGAAAAUUAAUACUUGUACUCUACCAAUUAGAUAUCUACACAUAACCUCAAUACAAAAUGCUAAACCGAAAGAUAAAAGAAUUCUUGGUGCUGGAACUAAAAAAGAUGAAGGUACCGAAGGAGAAACUACUGUAGAUAUAGAUCAUGUUAUUACAGCCGAGGAGAUAUUUCCAGAUAAAAAUACAGGAUCACUCAUAUUUGAUGGGAUCCCGUUUGCCCAAUUACCGAUUUGCAAUGUGAGAACAACACCAAACAAUACCAUUUUUUCAGUUACUAAUUAUAAGGGAAUUGUCCAAUUGUUGACUUCAUGUGGAGUUGAAGGUUUUAAACAUGCCAAAAAGGGAACAAAUAUUGCUGCUCAAACAACGGCCGUUACUUUUGGCGCAAAAUUAGUUAAAAACGGCUUUAGGACAGUCAGAGUCUGUAUUCGUGGGGUUGGACCGGGUAGAAUGUCUUCGAUAAAGGGGCUUCAAAUGAGUGGUGUAAAAAUCGUCUCUGUCACUGAUACUACCAGAGUGUCUUGGGAUCCUCCACGACCUCGAAAAGCAAGGAAAGUUUAAACUAUAACUCUUGAAUUCCUUAAGAAAAUGUAUAAAUAUGAUUUAUUAAUAAAAUAUGUUAUUUAAAAUUA
Belonocnema kinseyi is the source of this 899-nucleotide messenger RNA. RefSeq names its product 30S ribosomal protein S11 (gene mRpS11). Gene Ontology annotation, cellular component: ribosome; mitochondrial small ribosomal subunit. The transcript has 5 exons. The record is from RefSeq and is a predicted model, not a curated record. Bases 190 to 828 code for a protein of 212 amino acids. NCBI's taxonomy places the organism in Eukaryota, Metazoa, Arthropoda, Insecta, Hymenoptera, Cynipidae. Gene Ontology annotation, molecular function: mRNA 5'-UTR binding; structural constituent of ribosome; small ribosomal subunit rRNA binding. Gene Ontology annotation, biological process: ribosomal small subunit assembly; translation; maturation of SSU-rRNA from tricistronic rRNA transcript (SSU-rRNA, 5.8S rRNA, LSU-rRNA).